AUGCCUCCCGUCACCAUUCAUUGCGUGCGUCACGCCCAAGGCUUCCACAACAUCAGCGUUACCAACCAUGCCAUCCACGACCCCAUGCUUACACAACUCGGCGAGGAACAAUGCAAAUCCCUGGCAAAGAACUUUCCCUUCAUGGACCGUGUCGAUGCCGUCAUAGCCUCGCCCAUGAAACGCACCGUAUACACUGCUCUCUACUCGUUUGCUCCCGCCAUCAGAGACAAGCGCCUGAAAGUUUAUGCUCUUCCAGAACUUCAAGAAACCUCAGAUCUGCCUUGUGACACUGGAAGUAAGGUUUCAGACCUCGAGACCGAGUUCAGAGGUCAACCAGUCGACUUGAGCUACAUGUACACUCCGCCUGCCAAAGCCUGGAACAGCAAACUCGGCAAGUGGUCUGCAACUGCUUCAGCUGUCGAUGAUCGUGCGAGAAUUGCCAGAGAAUGGUUGUAUAGCCGUCCGGAGAAGGAGAUUGUUGUUGUCACCCAUGGCGGCUUUUUGCAUUAUCUCACCGAAGACUGGAUGGAAAAGAGCUCAAAUGGUCCCGGUACUGGAUGGGCCAACACCGAGUAUCGUUCGUAUACCUUUAGCUCAAACCCUAAGAGCGGUAGACCUGUUCUUAUCGAAACUCCACAAAGCCGUGCUCGGCGUUUGGGAAACGAAAAGCCCCUCACGAGAGCAGAGACGACAAAUUUACAGCGCGUCGAAUUGAGAACCUGA
This is a messenger RNA of Aureobasidium namibiae CBS 147.97, 723 nucleotides long. RefSeq names its product putative phosphoglycerate mutase. NCBI's taxonomy places the organism in Eukaryota, Fungi, Ascomycota, Dothideomycetes, Dothideales, Saccotheciaceae. Gene Ontology annotation, cellular component: cytoplasm. The coding region runs from base 1 to 723 and encodes 240 amino acids. Gene Ontology annotation, molecular function: phosphatase activity. The record is from RefSeq and is a predicted model, not a curated record. The transcript has 3 exons.